Molecule: messenger RNA, 1651 nt
Organism: Drosophila hydei
Lineage: Eukaryota; Metazoa; Arthropoda; Insecta; Diptera; Drosophilidae
Exons: 3
Coding region: 176-1585 (469 amino acids)
Source: RefSeq, a predicted model, not a curated record
GCGAACAGCUGUAACAAAUGUCAGUUAAAACCAUUAUCAAACACAAACUAUUCAUGUACAAACGAAUAAGUAAGUAGCACCCAUUUAUACACCUUCCACACUUGUCCACGAUAAGUGAUCGCCGUCGCGAUCAAUACUGGACAUCCUUCGAGCCAACAUUUGAAACCGCAACAACAUGGAAUGUCAGGGCAAAAACCCUGAUAAGGUCCCCACAACUGACGAUGAAAAGACCUUAAUAAACUCACCCAUGCCAACGGCAACGCCAUCGAUCGAUGACCUCAGCAGUGACGAAGAACUAUUCGAAUUCAUUCGGGAAGCUCCCAUAGGUGAUAGAAACGAGCCGACAGCCAGUGUCAGUGAACAAACCAUAACAAUGAGCGAAAGCGAGGAGCCAACGGCAAGCUCCUCAUUCACCCUUCCCUCAGUCGAUGUCCCAAGCAACGAGGUCAACAACAGCUUGGUGGCUGUAGUCCAGCGCAGCGAGUUCGCUAAACUCUUGAUGCGCCUGGGCGAAGAGGGUGACGGCGAUGCGAACCAGAUUGUGAUAGAGCUCCUCAACUCAAAGAAACAAGCGGCGAAGGCCACAUCGGUAAUCGAGCGCGUAUCAGAGAACCUUAUGCUCGUCCUACGCACCCAAACCCUAGCCGAAGCCGGCAUUAUAACGGGAAACGAGCGCUAUCGUUCUUUCAAGUCUGUCCUUCAGAAUUAUGCCAAGCUUUACGCGGCUAAACGAUUCAUCGAGAAACUUCCAAUGCUGGGACUUUCUCCACAGUCGAGCCAGGACCACGGCCAGGAUCAGAAUGAGAACGAGAAGACACUGGCCCGCAUGGUGGCCGAUGAGGUACUCCAGAUACCCGAACUGCUGCGCCAGCUAUGGGCCUCCCUUGAGAAAAUGGAGUUCUUCAACGAAGACACUGCCUACAAAGUUUACUUGGAAGCUCGGCGCCAUCCACAGGCGAAAAUUCUCCGUGAACUGAUGUUAACCCGCAUAUCGCGUGUAUACCUCUGCAUUGUCAGCUCUGCAUCCUUUCUCGACUUUAGUGAGCACGAACUAAUUCACGUGCUCAACAACUGCUACCUCAGUGUCAACUCCGAGAUAGAAAUAUUUCUCUCGGUCAUACUCUGGCUGGAACACAAUUGGUACGAGCGUAAGAACUGCGCUGAGCGGGUCUUGAGUGGGGUCCGGUUCGGCUUGAUGCCCACCUGGUACCUUUAUACUCUGGAUAGAACAAAUCGUUGCAAUCACUUUGCCAAAGUCAUAUACAGUAAGGGCGUGCAAACUCUUUUGGAAAAGGGUCUCGAGGAGGCCUUGGCGAUGCGUUAUAAAAGUGCUAGGGCUGCCAGCUCCAGAAAUGUGGAGGUUCCUUUGCCUCGGGACUGGGUCGCUGACCCGGAGUGUCGCCAUCAUCAUAAGUGUCAUUGCGAGCGAUUUAUUUAUCCAACAUAUGACGUAUUCAAGGACUACCUCGCUAGAAUCAUACGAUGUGCCCCAAAUUACUGGCGCACACUUCGACCUGCACAGGAGGUUUACCGGAUGAUACUCAAAUGUUGUGCGCCUCCCUGCCAGACACAUCAACGAAUUUAGGCAUACCGUUGACAUCAGUUGUCUCAUCUCUCUACACUAAUUGUAAUCACUCCAAAAUUUAUUGUU